This is a messenger RNA of Danio aesculapii, 1293 nucleotides long. RefSeq names its product equilibrative nucleoside transporter 2-like. The transcript has 13 exons. Gene Ontology annotation, biological process: thymine transport; nucleoside transmembrane transport; adenine transport. Lineage: Eukaryota; Metazoa; Chordata; Actinopteri; Cypriniformes; Danionidae. Gene Ontology annotation, cellular component: basolateral plasma membrane; plasma membrane. The coding region runs from base 68 to 1279 and encodes 403 amino acids. Gene Ontology annotation, molecular function: nucleoside transmembrane transporter activity. The record is from RefSeq and is a predicted model, not a curated record.
UUUGUAUUUGAUGCACUCUGUGGUAUAAAACUCCUCGAGGACUCUAGUGUUUUCCAGAUCUUCUCAGAUGCUGUAUCUGCCCACCUGUACAGCAGACGAAAUGAGCAAGGACGCGCCUGCUGACCGUGGUUUUAUGGUCGCCAUCAUUUUCUUCAUCCUGGGUUUGGGAACGCUGCUGCCGUGGAACUUUUUCAUGACUGCCUCAAUGUAUUUCAAUAAGAGACUCAACACGUCUGAAUCCAGGAACGGAACGAUAACAUCCGGAAAAGAGUAUUAUUUCAAUAACUGGAUGACUCUGCUUUCCCAGCUGCCUUUGCUGCUGUUCACGCUGCUCAACUCUAUUCUCUAUCCGCGGAUCUCAGAGAGGAUGAGGAUUGGAGGAAGUCUAGUCUUCAUCUUCCUGCUCUUCUUUCUCACUGCUGUCCUGGUGAUGAUCCCAAUGGAGGAGGACCGGUUCUUCUCCAUCACCAUGGCGACCAUCUGGUUCAUCAACUCGUUCGGCGCCGUGCUGCAGGGCAGUCUGUUUGGUUUGGUGGGUUUGUUACCGCAGAAAUACAGCGCCGUCUUCAUGAGCGGACAGGGACUCGCAGGAACAUUCGCUGCUCUCGCCAUGAUCCUUGCCAUCGCAAGUGAAGCUAAAAGUGACUCUGCAGCUCUGGGUUAUUUCAUCACUCCGUGUGUGGGGACUUUAAUCACACUCUUCAGUUACAUGAUGCUUCCCAAACUGGAGUUUGCAAGAUUUUACCUGGAAAACAAAGGCAAGAGCUACGAGUUGGAGACGUCCAGAGAGCUGCUGCCCACAGAUGAUGAUGCUGUGCCUCCAGAUGAUGCUGAAGUCUCUGAUAAGACGAGUGAACCGCUGAACGGCUCUGUGGUCAACGGGACUCCCGGUAAUGGCAUUAACAGUGUGAGUGAAGAGGAUUCUGGGAAACAGGCCUUCAUCACGCUGGCUACAGACAACACGUCCACGCGGAAGAGCUCCGUCUUCGAGGUCUUUAAGAAGAUCUGGGUGAUGGCCUUCUGCGUGACCUUCGUCUUCAUCGUUACGCUCUCAGUUUUUCCUGCUGUCACUGUGGACGUGAAAACCGCUUAUAGAGGAAAAUGGGAACAAUUCUUCAUCCAUGUCCAGCGAUACUUUGUGUGUUUGUCUAUGACCUACGCACCACAGCUUGUGGAGCCUAAAGACGCAGAGACUGCCGGAGCACUGAUGACCUUCUUCCUGGCUCUGGGUUUGUCUUUAGGAGCAGCGUUUUCAUUCCCGCUGCGUUUACUGGUCUGACACACACAAAUGGA